Molecule: messenger RNA, 438 nt
Organism: Juglans regia (Persian walnut)
Lineage: Eukaryota; Viridiplantae; Streptophyta; Magnoliopsida; Fagales; Juglandaceae
Exons: 1
Coding region: 1-438 (145 amino acids)
Source: RefSeq, a predicted model, not a curated record
AUGACCCUACAUGGAUUUUCGAGCAAAGUCGUGUGUAAGGAGUUCCACCUCACAUUGAAGGGAGCGGCAAGAGCAUGGUUCGAGGCUCUAUUGCCCGGGACCAUCAUCAACUUCACCAAGCUAGCUUGUUUCUUCUUGACACAGGUCAUGGCGAGCCGGAAAAUGAGGCGGCCUGCUGCCUACCUCCUAAUGGUAAAGCAAAGGGACGAUGAAAGCCUAAAGUCAUACAUAUCUCGAUUCGAUAGAGAGUGCAUUACAACAUAUGACCAAGAUGAGAAAAUCACCCUAGCAGCAUUGUUGGGGGGAAUUUGGCCUUGCAACCCCUUCAUGACAGAGAUCGCACAAAGGACUCCGACUUUGUUGAGGGAGUUCAUGGACCACGCUGACGGAUUUAUAAAUGCUGAAGACAUGCUCCUAGCACUGACAGCCCCUCGGUGA